This is a messenger RNA of Aspergillus aculeatinus CBS 121060, 1653 nucleotides long. RefSeq names its product putative amidase. NCBI's taxonomy places the organism in Eukaryota, Fungi, Ascomycota, Eurotiomycetes, Eurotiales, Aspergillaceae. The record is from RefSeq and is a predicted model, not a curated record. The coding region runs from base 1 to 1602 and encodes 533 amino acids. The transcript is spliced from 3 exons. Gene Ontology annotation, molecular function: catalytic activity.
AUGUCGGUUCUAUUCACCUCCAUCUCGCCAGAUAACCCAGUCAAAAAGGAAGAUGCAAACCAGCUUCUCCAGAGACUCGGUCUCUCCGUCAGCCCAGAGGAGGAGGACGACUUUCACACGCUCCUGGCCGCCGUGCACGACUGUGCAGAAACGGUCUCCAACCUCCAGGAUUACCAGCCCGUCCCCGAUCUCGAACGAUACCCUCGACAGAACGUUCGAAGACCUUCUUCCGAAGAGCAGGUCUUCGGCCAGGCAUGGGCACAUAAGUUCUUGAUUAAAGGCAACCCCGAUGGAGGGCCCUUGGCCGGCAAAACCAUCAGUUUGAAAGACACGAUUGCGGUCGCAGGCGUGCCCCAGCUGCUUGGAAGCGAUAUCAUCCCCUCCUGGACCCCUGUCACGGACGCCACGGUGGUGACUCGGGCACUGGCUGCGGGGGCUGAUAUCCAUGGAACGUCGACCUGCGAGAAUUAUUGCCACUCGACCUCGUCGUACACGAGUGCGCAGGGGAUCGUCGAGAACCCUUUUGCCGAGGGUUAUUCGUCGGGUGGGAGCACCUCGGGCGGGGCGGCGCUGGUCGCAGCCGGGCUGGUCGAUAUCACUAUCGGUGGAGAUCAGGGGGGCAGUAUUCGUGUGCCCUCGUCUUUCUGUGGCUGCGUGGGACUUAAACCGACAUACGGCCUUAUUCCGUACACCGGCAUCGCCAGCGGAGACGCGAUUAACGACCACGCCGGCCCUAUUGCUCGAAGCACGCUGGAUGUCGCCUUGUGUCUGGACGCAAUCAGCGGCUAUGACGGAAUCGACGACCGAUGCCUGGGCAGCCCGCAGCCCGGCUCGACCGCCUACGCGACAGCGCUACAGACCGAAGAAACCCGGGGGCGCCUCAACGGCGUCCGCGUGGGAUACCUGAAGGAAGGGUUCGAGCACGCCACCGUCGACCCGGCAGUCAAACAAGCCGUGUUGAACGCCGUCCAGAAGCUCGCGGAGCUGGGCGCGGUCGUCGAGGAGGUGUCGGUGCCGGACCACUACCACGGCCCGGCCAUCUGGACCAUCCAGCAGCGGAUCUCGGGCUCGAUGACGCUGCUGGGCCAGGCGCACGGCCGACGCGGCCUGCAACUGACCGAGAUGGAGCGCGAGCGGCUCCCCUGGACGCCCGAGGGCUUCCGGCGCGCGUUCCCCAGCACCAAGAACGUGAUCAUCAACGGCCUGUAUCUCACCUCCCAGUUCCCCGAUCUGUACGGCAAGACGGUCAACAUCGGUCGACGGCUGCGGGACCGCUACGAGGAGGUUUUCGGUCGAUAUGAUGUCGUGGUAAUGCCGACCACGCCGAUUGUCGCCCCCCGCCAUGGCUCCCCGCGCGACCUGCCGGUCGAGGCGCUCCGGCCUAGCAUGGGCCUCACGAUCAAUACGGCGAUCUUCGAUGUCACGGGCCAUCCUGCUAUGUCGAUACCAGUGGGUCGUGCGGCUGCUAAGGAUAAUUCUGAGGUUCAGUUGCCGGUGGGGAUGCAGAUUGUCGGCGGGCUGUGGCAGGAGGCUAAGGUGCUUCGGGUGGGGCAUGCUUGGGAGCAGCAUUUCGAUUGGAAGAGUCAAGGGGGAACGAGGUGAUGUCGAUGAUACAUUCUAGAACAAAAUCGCAAGUACAGUACAUAUUUCAUC